UAACUUGACACCAGUCAGAAGGGUAGAAUUUUUUUUUCCCCAUCUUCUCCUCCCAAACUUUUCUUACCCAGUCUUUAAAGUCAUGACAAGUCCCAGUGAGACUGGACUGAGAGACGGCAGAAGGGCUGAGUGGAGCAGCAAAGAGGGAACCAGCUGUAUGAGCCAGUCACUGACGGGCUGAGAGGUGUUUAUUUGAAGCUGCGUGCUGACAAAUCUCCUGAAAAUGACUCAGUCGGUUCAAGUUAACCCGAAGCUGCCUGAUCUUGGCUCUCCCUUCCUCUACUCGGGUCAGGAGGACGCUGACCACUCGGGCUCCUACUCCGUCCAGACGCCGUAUGGUUUUCAGCUGGAUCUGGACUUCCUCAAAUAUGUCGAAGAGAUAGAGAGUGGGCACCACCUCCGUCGGGCUCCCCUUGGCUCCCGCCGCUCUGGCCGAGGCGUCAGACUCUCCCAGAGGGGAGCGGGGGGACGCACCAGCGGCUGGACGUCCACGGAGUCCCUGGCGUCUCCGGCCAGCGAGGACGGCAGAGCUCCGCCCCCGCCGCCGCCGCGCAACCGCCUUGGGUCAGCACCCUGCGAGGGGCUCCGUCUCUCCCCCGUGACCCUCCUCAGUGUUCCUCCCCUGUCCGCCGGAGCCAAAGUGCCACCUCCUCCGCCGCAGCGCAACCCCAGAGUGGAGCGCACUCUCCUUGAAACCAGCCGGCGGCUGCAGCAGGAACAAAGUCACCAGCACCAGAACGGGCCGCGCUUCCAGCUCGCCGAUCCUCCAAAACCGCUCGCGGCCUCGCAAUCCACUCAGCCCAUGCCGAGUAGCUGGACCAAACCCAGUCCUCAGACCUCUGGGCGCAGCACUCCAGCUGUUGGCGCCACAAUGACUCCGAUCCCACCCAGCCAGCUGCAGACGGUCAGGGAGCAGAUGGCUACAGCCUUGAAACAGCUGAAGGAGAUGGAGGAGCGGGUGAAGGGUGUCCCUGCGCUUGAGGACGAGGUGGCCAAGCUUCGUGCAGAGAAGGACACGCUCCUGUUGGCCCUGCAGGAGCAAAAAGAAGCCAAGGAGGUGCCCCAGCCCAAGCAGAGGUCCACAGAUUCCUUUACCCAGACCACAGAGGUUCUUCAAACUAUGCACUGUCAACUGACGACACCAGUUUCACCUGGACAUAAAGGCCUCGGAAAAUCUGGUGAGCUGAAAAGGCUGACUGAAAAGUUUGAGGGGAAUCAAGGGAAAGCUAUAGAACCUUCGUCAAAAGUUUUAGUGAAACCUCAAGGAAAAGUGGCUGUUGAGAAGAAGUCAGUGGCCGUUGGGGGUGACGUGCCAAUGGACUCUGUUGUUUUCUACUACAGGCAGGGUGUGAGAGAUGCUUCUGAGGGCACGGAGGUCAGAGUUUGUGAUAAGGGCUCCGGGAUAGACGCUCCUCUGGUAAUAGAGGAGGGAGUACAGGUCAGUGUGGAGACGGCAGAGGCGGAAGUUUGGGUUAUAGAGUCCCUACUUGGUCUGACCGGCGAAGCGCAGCGGGAGAUCGAUACUUUACAGGACACCAUUAAAUUCCAACAGGAGUCCAUUGUGGCUCUGGAGGACCGACUGAGUGUGGCCGACCAAGACCUGGGGAUCCUUAAAGUCCAGAUGGAGGAGAAAACCUCUAAAGUCACAUUCGAGAAGGGCGUUCUUGCCAAACCAGACCUGACGAAUGCCCAGGCAGGGACAUGGACUGCUGAAUUAAAACACGUUGCAGUCUCGUGCCAUCCUGAGGUGAAUGAUGCUUGUGUGGGCGAGACCUGCACAGCGGAUCAGAUGGAGCAGUUCACCCAGACUGACGCCGCAGCAGAGCCAGCACCCGUUGCAGCGGUCAGCACUGGAUGCCAAUGGGAGAACGUGUUUGAGGAAAAGACGGAGCUCCAAAAGGUUGCUGUUCUUAAGAAGAGACAGAUGACCAUUGCUGAAUACAAAGUCUCGCCAGAAGAAGAGGUGGUCAGUAUGGCUGAGAAGCAGGAGGACGACCAAGGAGAGAAGACGUCAGCCAACAACUGCAAAACAGCUUCCAUAAUAGCAGCAGGAAUGCUGAAGUCCAUCAUGAAGAGGAAGGACGGGAAUAACUCGGGCGAGAAGAAGAAGAGCCUGCAGUUUGUUGGAAUACUGAACGGAGGGUAUGAAUCUACAUCCAGUGAAGAAGAAGGGGAAGAGGAGGAAGAAGAGGAGGAGGAGGAAGAAGAAGAUGGGACUUCUUCUGGAGAAAGUGGAGAAGGCGAGUGCUUGGACAGCACAGAGGAGGAUGAGGCGGCUCUGGAGAACGAAACCUCAGAGGAGGAAAGAAACAUCAACCUGGACGAGAGUGACACUGACGAGGAAACCCUGAGAGACACAAGUUAUUCAUGUGAAGGUGUAAAAGAGAAAUUUGAGCUGAGCUCAAAAAUGCGUGAAGCGUGCCUCAUUCUGAAGAACCACCUGAACGAUGACAUCACAACACUGAAGAGUAAGGAAGUGCUCUCCAGCACCCACACCGUCCAGCUCGAGUGGUUCCGUAUCUCCAGUGCCAAGAUGGCUCAAUCUCCACGGGUCUCCGACUAUCUGAUGGUGUUCUCCGAGGUGUCGUCAGCUUUGUUGGUUCACGUGGUCAACAUGACGGACGGCAACGGCAACACCGCCCUCCACUACAGUGUCUCCCACUCCAACUUCAGCGUGGUGGGGCUGCUGCUAGACACAGGUUUGUGCCGUGUGGAUAAGCAGAACAAGGCCGGGUACACGGCCAUCAUGCUAGCCGCUCUCUCUACUGUGAAGGAGGAGAAGGACAUGGCUGUGGUCAAGAGGCUCUUCAAUCAGGGCAAUGUCAACGCCAAGGCCAGCCAGGCGGGCCAGACGGCGUUGAUGCUAGCUGUAAGCCAUGGGCGGCAGGAGAUGGUGCGGGCGUUGCUGGAGUGCGGCGCUGACGUGAACGUGCAGGACGACGAGGGGUCCACGGCUCUGAUGUGUGCCAGCGAACACGGCCGUGCCGAGAUUGUCAAACUGCUCCUGGAACAGCCUGGAUGCGACAUUUCCAUCAUCGAUAACGAUGGCAGCAACGCUCUGUCCAUCGCACUGGAGGCGUCUCACAACGACACGGCUGUGCUGCUCUACGCCCACAUGAACUACGCAAAGAGCCAGCCUGUGGGGAGUCCAACAGCGCAGCCAAGAAGCCCCACCAGCUCCCACAAGUCCUGGCCUUCAGACUGAUCCCGGCUGCUGACUGGUGAUCACCAAACAUAACUGGAUAUGAGCUGUGAAAAGCUCCACUGGAAUUUAUUAAAACAUACAUGUAUUUAUAUAUUGGUAUUUCGUUUAUAUAUGUCCUGCAUUUUAUUAUAUAUUAUUGUUUAUAUGAACAUAUUAUUUUUCCAUAAAGGUGGUUAUAUAGUAUACUUGACUAACAAGAGCUCUAUCUCUAGCAUAUCUAAAUGAGAUCUCCAACUCCUUUGUUGUUACAGGAGAUGAGAGCAUUGCAUUAAUUAUUUGCACUCCACUAAUAUAUUUUUACAGUUUAGAGUGACACACACCGGUAGGAUACGACGCACACAAGAAAAAACGUAAUUCAAUCUUCAUUUUCCAUGUAAGUUGACACGCUGACAUUACGAUAUCCACCGGAAUGCACCACUGUGUUGUUUCUGAAAGUCCAGAGACUGUGUCAUCAGCCUGUAUGUCCUGUGGGCACUUUGGCCUCGUCACAUGACACAACGACACAGCCGGUGUGUAUCUGCUCUUUCUGUCCUGCCUCGGUUAACUGAUCUGUGAGCCUCUCCACCUUCAUAGUCCGCACUAACUGUCUGUACAUUUUGUAUUCAUAUUCAUACACAAACAUAUGCAACCAUGUCUGAAAUAAACAUAUUAAAAUAAAUGUUAAUGGAGAGCAGUUUA
This is a messenger RNA of Pungitius pungitius (ninespine stickleback), 3883 nucleotides long. RefSeq names its product KN motif and ankyrin repeat domains 3 (gene kank3). The record is from RefSeq and is a predicted model, not a curated record. Gene Ontology annotation, biological process: negative regulation of actin filament polymerization. Gene Ontology annotation, molecular function: protein binding. The transcript is spliced from 12 exons. NCBI's taxonomy places the organism in Eukaryota, Metazoa, Chordata, Actinopteri, Perciformes, Gasterosteidae. Gene Ontology annotation, cellular component: cytoskeleton; cytoplasm. Bases 224 to 3205 code for a protein of 993 amino acids.